This is a messenger RNA of Leucoraja erinaceus (little skate), 586 nucleotides long. It is a transcript of the gene ndufa3, whose product is annotated as NADH:ubiquinone oxidoreductase subunit A3. The record is from RefSeq and is a predicted model, not a curated record. The transcript is spliced from 5 exons. NCBI's taxonomy places the organism in Eukaryota, Metazoa, Chordata, Chondrichthyes, Rajiformes, Rajidae. Gene Ontology annotation, cellular component: mitochondrial inner membrane. Bases 79 to 339 code for a protein of 86 amino acids.
GGGGCGGGACCAGCUCGAGACGUCCAGGGAGCGGGGUGACGCGGUGACGUGUAGGGGGCGGGACCACGGUCCAGGAAGAUGGCGCCGCUGCGGAGCAUCGCAGCGUUUCUGAAGAACGCCUGGGCGAAGGAGCCGGUGAUCGUGACAUCGUUCGCCAUCGGCAUCGCCGCUCUUAUGUUGCCAUGGGUGAGCCCCGUUGCCCAUUACCAAACAAAGAUGAAUCGUGCUGUACCCCUACAGUAUCCAGUUCCUUUACGGGAUGAUGACAAUAUGCCUGAUAUUCCAUCCCACCCUUGUGACAAAAUUGGACCAUCUCUUGAAUGGAUGAAGAAGCUUUGACGAGCACAUGGAAUUAGUUUGUGAGAUACAGUCUUUGUCACUCAUUUACAUUCGUCACACUGACAUGUUGGAGGUUACCAGCGACAUGGUCGAUUCGAUUGGCCUCUGCUGGAAUAAUUCUAUGAUUCCCAAUUAUUGAAGAGGGGACAGCCAUCAUCAACAUCCAGCUGUUAAAAGGUUUUCAAAGUAUUUUAUUUUGGAUUUUUUUUCACAUCAUUAAACUGAGUUGCAAAUAUAUUAACAAAAA